UUUGUUGAGCCAUGAGCACAGAAGUGUUGGUAGCUUGAUCACUGCCUGUCUCGUAAUAUACUUAUUUGCAGAGUUUGACGAUGCAGCUAAUUUGCUUGCAGCAAAUCCUGAUGCCACCACAAUAAGCAUCGAUGAGCCUGUGGAAAUCUCCAAGAAUCAGCACGGCCGCCUGCAGGAGCCCAGGAGAGAAGAGGAUGAUGAAUUACUGGGGACCGAUGACUCCGAUAAAACAGAGCUGCUUGCAGGACAGAAGAAAAGUGCCCCUUUCUGGACAUUUGAGUACUACCAGACGUUCUUCGAUGUGGACACGUACCAGGUCCUGGACAGAAUCAAGGGUUCAGUUUUCCCAGUACCAGGGAAGAACUUUGUAAGGCUGUAUAUCCGCAGCAAUCCCGACCUUUAUGGUCCCUUUUGGAUAUGUGCCACACUCGUCUUUACUAUUGCUGUCAGUGGCAAUCUCUCAAACUUCUUCAUCCAUCUGGGCAAACCAACGUACCACUACGUGCCCCAGUUCAGAAAAGUGUCCAUAGCAGCAACAGCAAUUUAUGCAUAUGCCUGGCUUGUUCCCCUUGCUCUCUGGGGAUUCCUGAUGUGGAGGAACAGUAAAGUCAUGAACAUUGUCUCCUACUCGUUCCUGGAGAUAGUGUGUGUGUAUGGCUACUCCCUCUUCGUUUAUAUUCCUACAGCGAUUUUAUGGAUCAUUCCACAAAAAGUGGUGCGCUGGGUGCUGAUGAUAUUCUCCCUGUGCCUUUCGGGCUCUGUUUUAGUGAUGACUUUCUGGCCUGCUGUCCGAGAUGACAACCGCAGGAUUGCGCUGGCGACCGUGGGGACCGUUGUUCUGCUUCAUGCCCUGCUGGCUGUCGGCUGUUUGGCAUAUUUUUUUGAUGCCCCCGAACUGGAUUUUCCUGCACCUGUCAUCCCUGCUCACAAUGGAACAACAGUAAUAACAAAGAGUCUGUAAAUAAG
Messenger RNA from Nestor notabilis (Kea), 966 nucleotides. RefSeq names its product Yip1 domain family, member 1 (gene YIPF1). The record is from RefSeq and is a predicted model, not a curated record. Gene Ontology annotation, molecular function: small GTPase binding. Gene Ontology annotation, cellular component: membrane; Golgi apparatus. Gene Ontology annotation, biological process: vesicle-mediated transport. NCBI's taxonomy places the organism in Eukaryota, Metazoa, Chordata, Aves, Psittaciformes, Psittacidae. The annotation marks the transcript as partial. The transcript has 7 exons.